AUGGCCAACAACGACCCACCACCGCAGUCGAGCGGCUCCGCCAUCGACCCACUCGUGUCGCUCCACCUUCCCUCGUACAUCGACGACCGCACACCGUCCACCUUCUUCCCGAACCCGCCCUUUCCCGGUCCCUCACCGUUCAUGACAUGGUCGUACAUCAUCCGCAUCCUCGCCACGGGCGAUCUGGACCAGCUCUUUCGCGAUCCGGUGUGCGAUACGGCCUACCGAGCAUUCGCGCCCACUGCACGCGCGGCGCAUGGGUCGAUAGAAAACUACAUUCGCACCGUCCGCCUCGGCUGGCCUGCUGAGGAAGCUGUCGGUCCUCCACCACCAAACAUGCUCGAUCGCCCGCAGAAGGAUCCCUUUGCCGUGAUGGGCAGCGCUUCCGGGACGAGCACACCAGGAACCCCCAUGGUAGAAGUCAAAGAGACUUGGCCCGAAAAGACCCUUCCGCAUCCAGUCACGGGCGUGGAACUGCGUCACUUCGUGGAGGACACAGAAGAAGGUGGGUUGGUGAAAGUGAUUCCGAACGAUUGGCCGUAUGGCGUACCAGCGGGGGCUACGCACUGGUGUGUUUGGAGCAAACUGCCCAUCUUGCACCCGUCGCUGUUUGAGACGCCCGACACGCCGUUCGAUGAAGGAAUGAGGGAGGAGCUCUACGCGUGCAUUACGGGGGACGGUAUCCGGGGCUUCACGGGGUUUACGCUCGAGCCGAAGUAUAGGUUUCAAGGGAGAGAGGUGCCAGAGGUUGUGGGGACCUACUCGCAAGCAAGGCUGGAGAACGGCGCGCAAGUCUCGAGAGAGGAGGUGAGCAAGGCCCACGCCUGGGCUUCGAGACAUGUAACGAGGUUUGUCGAGGCCAAGUGGCCAGAGGGAGAGUACGAGACAGCGUGGUUCUGCAACCCACCCAAUCUGCGCACCGUGCCUGGGUUAAGUCACUUUCACGUCAUCGUACGGCAAAAGUCAACGACGAACGGAUCCGCUGCAUAA
Kalmanozyma brasiliensis GHG001 is the source of this 990-nucleotide messenger RNA. Its product is annotated as Protein of unknown function DUF3605. The transcript has 2 exons. Gene Ontology annotation, cellular component: cytoplasm. The coding region runs from base 1 to 990 and encodes 329 amino acids. NCBI's taxonomy places the organism in Eukaryota, Fungi, Basidiomycota, Ustilaginomycetes, Ustilaginales. Gene Ontology annotation, biological process: N-acetylglucosamine metabolic process. The record is from RefSeq and is a predicted model, not a curated record.